Molecule: messenger RNA, 1853 nt
Organism: Chroicocephalus ridibundus (black-headed gull)
Lineage: Eukaryota; Metazoa; Chordata; Aves; Charadriiformes; Laridae
Product: trafficking protein particle complex subunit 5
Exons: 2
Coding region: 124-690 (188 amino acids)
Biological process (GO): mitochondrial respiratory chain complex IV assembly; endoplasmic reticulum to Golgi vesicle-mediated transport
Cellular component (GO): TRAPPII protein complex; mitochondrial inner membrane; mitochondrion
Source: RefSeq, a predicted model, not a curated record
CCCCCCCUCCCAUCCCGCCGUUGCCCCGGGUGACGCCCCGCGCUUUUGCGGCGGCCGCCGCGCCCGGCGCCUUUGCGACAGCGUCGGCCGUAAAGCGAGGAGCGGGGAGCGGCCGCCGGCGGGAUGGACGCCCGCUUCACCCGGGGGAAGUCCCCGCUGCUGGAGCGGGCGCUGGGUCGCCCCCGCUGCGAGGUCAGCCUCAGCGCCUUCGCCCUCCUCUUCUCCGAGCUGGUCCAGUACUGCCAGAACCGCGUCUACUCGGUGGCCGAGCUGCAGGCCAAGCUGGCCCGCCUGGGCCACCAAGUGGGCCUCCGCGUCCUGGACGCCUUGGUGGCCCGGGAGAAGAGCGGACGGCGGGAGACGAAGGUCCUCAACGUCCUCCUCUUCGUGAAGGGCCCCGUUUGGCGGGCGCUCUUCGGCAAAGAGGCCGAUAAGUUGGAGCAGGCCAACGACGACGACAAGACCUACUACGUCAUCGAGAAGGAGCCCUUGGUCAACACCUACAUCUCGGUCCCCAAGGAGAACAGCACCCUCAACUGCGCCGCCUUCACCGCCGGCCUGGUGGAGGCCGUCCUCACCGCCAGCGGCUUCCCGGCCAAGGUCACCGCUCACUGGCACAAGGGCACCACCCUCAUGAUCAAGUUCGAGGAGGCCGUCAUCGCCCGCGACAAGAGCCUGGAAGGGCGCUGAGGUGGCACCUGGGGCUCUCCCGCGAGGACCUCGCAGGUGGUUCGGGUUCCUCGUUGCCCUCCCUCGGGCCUCGGGAUGCUUCUUGGGCCGCUCGACGGGACGUCGGAGCUGCUUUGGGUCCCCGGGCGCCAUCCGACGUCCCUCCUGGUGGCCCUUGGUCUCCCUCAGGGACGUCGGAGCUGCUUUGGGUCCCUGGGCGCCAUCCAACGUCCCUCCUGGUGGCCCUUGGUCUCCCUCAGGGACGUCGGAGCUGCUUUGGGUCCCUGGGCGCCAUCCAACGUCCCUCCUGGUGGCCCUUGGUCUCCCUCAGGGACGUCGGAGCUGCUUUGGGUCCCUGGGCGCCAUCCAACGUCCCUCCUGGUGGCCCUUGGUCUCCCUCAGGGACGUCGGAGCUGCUUUGGGUCCCUCACCACGAUUCCGUGUCCCUCCUGAUGGAUCUUUGGGUCCCCAGGCGCCAUCCAACGUCCCUCCUGGUGGCCCUUGGUCUCCCUCAGGGACGUCGGAGCUGCUUUGGGUCCCUGGGCGCCAUCCAACGUCCCUCCUGGUGGCCCUUGGUCUCCCUCAGGGACGUCGGAGCUGCUUUGGGUCCCUCACCACGAUUCCGUGUCCCUCCUGAUGGAUCUUUGGGUCCCCGGGCACCAUCCAACGUCCCUCCUGAUGGCCCUUGGUCUCCCUCGGGGGUGUUGGAGCUGCUUUGGGUCCCUCACCACAAUUCCGUGUCCCUCCUGAUGGAUCUUUGGGUCCCUGGGUGCCAUCCAACGUCCCUCAUGUCCUUUGGUCUCCUUCAGGGACGUUGGAGCUGCUUUGGGUCCCUCACCGUGGUUCCAUGUCCCUGCUGAUGUCCUUUGGGUCCCUGGGCACCAUCCAACGUCCCUCCUGAUGGCCCUUGGCCUCUCCUGGGGACAUUGGAGCUGGUUCGGGUCCCUCACCGCCAUCCCUUGUCCCUCCUGAUGGCCCUUGGCCACCUUCAGUGACACUGGGUUCCCUUCGUGUCCCUGGACACCAUCCCUUGUCCCUCCUGAUGGCCCUCGGUCUCUCCUGGGGACACUGGAGCUGGUUUGGGUCCCUCACCGGCGUCCCUUGUCCCUCGUGGUGGCCCUCGGUGUCUCUCGGGGACGCUCAAGUUGGUUGGUGUCACUAUAAACCGUCUCUCGUCCCUCCGA